UAAAUAGACUCCUUUUGCUCUGUUCUCAUUCCGACAACACCAACAUAAACACACAAACCCCAACAACAGAAAAAUGGAGUUACUAUCGACCGUCGCGACUUGGUUCACUCCGACGACUCUUUUCCUCCUUCUCAAUCUCAUGAUCGGCACGAUCGUCGUAACCUCUCGACUCGGUUCAGGUUCAAGAAAACAUCACCAGCAGCAACAUCACGAUGGAUUCGGGUCGGGUCAUGCUCCUGCUCCGUUAGCUAGAGCUCCGUCUAUCAUCGACAGAGUUAAGUCUAUCAAUUUCCAUCUCUACAAGUUCCCUCAUCCGGAAACAGAGAUUUUCUCGAUGGCGGCUCACCACGACGUAAUCGGAUCGGAUCUUCAUGUAUACCCGGAUCCGAAUCCGGCUUCUCCUUUACAACGCGCUCCUUCUCUUUUGGAGCGGGUUAAAUCCAUCAACAUGUCUUCUUAUUUCAAGUACCCACACGACGUAACCGGGUCGGAUCUUCACUCUCAUUCUUAUUCCCACCCGGAUCGACACCUGGAUCCGGCUCCGUUACAACGCGCUCCGUCUCUUCUGGAUCGGGUCAAAUCGAUGAACAUGUCGUACUUCAAAUUCCAACAGUAUAACCCGGAGGAGGAGAAUGAUAACGCUCAUCAUCAUCAUCAUCACACGGAACCGACCCGGUUCGAAAAUAUCCCGACACGGAUGGGUCGGGUCGACCCGAUUGAUAUCUCAAAAUUCAGAAUCCCGGAGGAAGAUCAACCAACCGGAUCCGGAUACAAUAACCCAAUCAACCCGCCCGGUUUAACUCGGGCUCCUUCGAUCUUAGAACGGGUUAAAUCCAUCAAGCUAUCGUCCUUCUACAGAUCCGACCCGGAAUUAGAUCAAAAUCCGGAUCCGGUUCUCCACGAAGAAGAGCACAACAAGCACGUAAGGAGCAAAUCGGAAUCGAAAAAACCGGUGAAGAAGAAGAAGAAAGCUUCGACGACGUCGAAGAUGACGAAAUCGGCGAGCGAGAAAUCGGGUUUCGGAUUCGCCGGGAGCCACGAGGAAGCGGCGGCGGAGACGGUGGAAUCCGUAGAACGAAGAAGACCAGAUACGACGAGAGUCGAAAGAUCAACAUCGUUCGGCGACGGAGAAGAUGGCGUCGACGCGAAAGCUUCAGAUUUCAUCAACAAAUUCAAACAGCAGCUAAAACUACAGAGACUCGACUCGAUUCUGAGGUACAAGGAGAUGCUCAAGGCCAACUGAGAGAUGAAUAAGAAUAAUAACUGAAACUGCCUCUCGGUGGAGAUUUGUAUUCCUCAAGUCACCGCCACCGUCUCCGUCGCGGUUUUUUUUGUUUGCCGCCGUUUUUUCCACAGAGGAGAGUGGAGAAUGUCGGAAUUACCGAUAAUGCCCUUGCAUGUUGAGGGUAUUUAAGUAAAUUGUUAAUUAGUUUGUUUAUGUGGGAUUUAUUAUUAUUUUAGUCAUUUCAUAAAAGACAAAGGGAACAAAAAGAAACGUAGUUUGCUUGGGCGAAGAGUGAUAUUUGAUGUGGUGUGGGCGUUAAUAUUGGAUCUGGGACGUUGUUUUUGCGUCUUAAUUCCCACUAAUGUUCAUCAUUACAUUAUCCAACUUGGCAAUAUGUUCGACACGUUUCUAUUGAACUUUUCAAUCGUACUAAAAGAAUUUUGUGAUCGUGCCAUGAUGUUUUUCGGGUAAACUCGUUUUCGUAAUGUCUUCUCCAACAUGCCAUUAGAGUUCUACUAUCUUAAAUGUUUUUUUUUGUACUUACUUACUCCUAUUUUAUAACAGAUUUUUAAGAUUA
Messenger RNA from Camelina sativa (false flax), 1802 nucleotides. The record is from RefSeq and is a predicted model, not a curated record. Lineage: Eukaryota; Viridiplantae; Streptophyta; Magnoliopsida; Brassicales; Brassicaceae.